AUUUCACUGCGUCAUUUCGUGUGCUGUGCUGUGUUGUUUUCCAGAAAAUCGAAUACUUUAUUUCUAGAAAUUGUAAUUGUAAUCAAAACAGACAAUGGGUGAAGAAGACGAAUAUGCAUGUGUUAACAGAUCACAGCUGAAGAUAAAAGACAAUUCUGGCAUCAAAAAGAAAAAGAAGAGGAAAGCUAAGAAGGAAACGGAGAAACUUAUGGAGAAUGAAGUCAAACAACAGGUUCAACAACAACAAACGCAGCAGCAACAGCCAGUUGCUGUUGUAGUCAACACUAAGACUAAGGCUGAAAUGGCUUUCCAAAAGAUGCAGGAGAAAAUGCAAAAACAAAGAAUACAGCAGAAAGCAGAGAUGACUCACAAACAGAGGGUAGAAAAGUUCAACCAGCACCUGGACAGUUUGACUGAACACUUUGAUAUACCCAAAGUAUCUUGGACUAAAUAAAAUAGACUUAUUUGGAAUUUGGUUGUAUUUUAUAGAAUAAAUAUGUGAAAACUAGGUGUCCCCACAAUUUUACGGGCAUUGCUAGGGAACAUCUCAUACAUGGAUGAAAAUAUAAUAACUUAUUCCUAUGUUAUUCAGGUGAAUACACUAUAUUACUGACUGCCAAUGUUUAUCAAGUAUGUUCAGUAGUUUUGCAUGAUGGUUGAAACACACAAAGUUGUGCCUCUAUUAUUAUAAAAGUCUUUCAGGGCUUAUUUAGUCUUAAAUUAACACCUACUGUAAGUUUAGGUUUAAGUAAUUUUAUAUAAAUAAAUGUGUUUUAACUUGAA
Helicoverpa armigera (cotton bollworm) is the source of this 783-nucleotide messenger RNA. RefSeq names its product protein FAM32A-like. The record is from RefSeq and is a predicted model, not a curated record. The transcript has 2 exons. Gene Ontology annotation, cellular component: nucleolus. NCBI's taxonomy places the organism in Eukaryota, Metazoa, Arthropoda, Insecta, Lepidoptera, Noctuidae. The coding region runs from base 95 to 454 and encodes 119 amino acids.